Messenger RNA from Microplitis demolitor, 1564 nucleotides. Its product is annotated as probable serine hydrolase. NCBI's taxonomy places the organism in Eukaryota, Metazoa, Arthropoda, Insecta, Hymenoptera, Braconidae. The record is from RefSeq and is a predicted model, not a curated record. Bases 232 to 1170 code for a protein of 312 amino acids. The transcript has 6 exons.
UACAAAUAACAGUAAUUAAAAAUUAUCUCAUGGUUAUGUUCAACUAACAGCAUAUAAUUAUAAUUAAAAACAUUAAUUGUUUAAUCAACAAAAGUUUAACUGAUAACUUUGACGUUUAAAAAAAUUUUAAAAAAAACAAUGAAUCAGCAGUAAUUAGAAAUUUAUUUCCUGGCUCUAGAUUUUGACGUCAGUUUUCCAUCAACGUGGCAAGGGUCCGGUGUCCAGUCAAAAAUGAGUUCUGUAGAUGGAAAAGUCGAUAUUGAAGAAUAUUUUAUUUUAUUUUCAGCUGAAGAAAUAAAGAUUCCGGUACCAUGGGGACACGUGAGUGGAAAAUGGUGGGGUCCAAAAAAUGUCCAACCUAUUGUGGCUUUACACGGUUGGCAGGACAAUGCUGGCACCUUUGAUAAACUAGCUCCGAUACUAGCACAUCAGCAUGCAAUUCUUAGUAUUGAUCUUCCUGGCCAUGGGUUUUCAUCUCACCUCCACAAGGGAUCCUUCUACUAUGUUUUUUGGGAUGGAGUUAUUCUCGUUCGUAGAAUUGCUAAGUUUUACAAUUGGAAUAAGAUAAAACUUCUUGGGCACUCCUUGGGCGGCGCGAUUGGAUUUUUGUACGCGGCUUCUUAUCCAGAUGAAGUUGAUCUUCUGAUAAGUCUGGACAUUGCGAGUCCAACUGUCAAGACCAUCAGCAAAUGUGUGACUCUGACAAAAGAUAAUGUCGAUAAAUAUCUAAAAUAUGAGCAGCAUACAAAUGAUUCUGCGCCGGUCUAUGAUUACGCAGAGAUGGUUGAUAUUGUCAUGGAUGCAUACGCUGGUUCCAUCACCCGCGAAAGUGCUCAGGUUCUGAUGCGACGUGGCACUCAACCUGCGGCCAUUCCUGGCAAGCACGUUUUUUCUCGAGACCCGCGAUUAAAAGUAUCACUUCUCGGCAUGCUGUCAAUGGACCUGACAUCUGAGUAUGCGCGGCAAAUAAAAUGCCGGUAUUUAAAUAUUCGCGCCAAGCCAGGUCUCAAAUUCGAUCAUCCUGAACAUUACCAAGAGAUUCUGGAUAUUAUAAAAAAUAACGCCGAAAAGUUUGAGUAUCAUGAAGUUGAAGGAAGUCAUCACGUCCAUCUCAAUGAGCCUGAAAAAGUCGCGCCAAUUAUCAAAAACUUUCUAGGAAUCCCAGCUUAAUUACGUGGCCAUUUUUUAAAUAUUUAAAAAUUACCUCAAAAUUUAAAUUAAUUAUGCCCGUGUUUAAACUACUUCCAAGUCAUCAAUAAAUUUUUAGCGCGGGUUAAUUAAAUAAUUUAAAAUUUAGUGGCCAUUUAAUUAUAAUUAUAAUCAACCGUAGUACAAUUAAAUAAUUAACUAGUGAACUAAUUAAUUUAUUUAAGAAAAUAUUUGAAAUGAAAGUAAAAAAUAAAACUUUUUAAUAGAAUUAGCCGUCCAAUUAUUUUUCUUUAUCAAAAUCUAUUCAGAAAAAAAUGAACGGGUUUCAAAAAUAAUUAAAAAUUGUCAUCUUAAAAAAUAUUAAAAUAUAUUGAGAUUAAUGGAAUAAAAUAAAUAUGUAACAAAAAUUAAAUUU